AUGUCAGCUGCCGCUGCGGUCCGCUCGGCCAAGUCCACUGUCCUGGAGUUGGCAACUACAGUACUACCGGCAAAAUCUACUGCUUUUUCUAUGAUCCAGCCCACCGGCGUUUUCCAUCUUGGCAACUACCUCGGUGCCGUCAAGUCCUGGGUCGAUAUUCAAAAUCAAACGGCUACAGCUUUCCCCAACUCUAACGACCCCUCGGUCCCACGUCUUUUGUUUGGAAUUGCUGAUCUUCACGCAUUGACUAUUCCUAAAGACCCGAAAUCCUUGCGGUUCACCCGGUCUCAAGCUGUGGCGUCCAUGCUGGCAACAGGAAUUGAUCCUAGCCGAUGUAUUGUAUUUCAGCAAUCUCAAGUCCCAGAGCAUACCCAACUCUACUGGCUGCUGUCGACCGUCACUGGCAUGGGUUAUCUUAAUCGUAUGACUCAGUGGAAGUCCAAGGCUCAGCUCGAUGAAUCUACUUCUCUUACAGAUGCUUCUGAAUCAGCUUUGUCUAAACUUCAUCUUGGUCUUUUUGCCUACCCGUGUCUCCAGGCCGCAGAUAUUCUUCUUUAUAAGUCAACUUAUGUCCCUGUUGGUGAGGACCAGUCCCAGCAUCUUGAACUUACUCGCCAUAUAUGCGCUACCUUCAAUAAGAAAUACCCAGGAGCUGACAAAAAACCCAUUUUCCCAGAACCAAAAACUAUUUUUGCGCCAUUUAAAAAAAUUUCUUCUCUGCGAGAUCCCUCUAAAAAAAUGUCAAAGUCCGACCCAGACCAAACUGCUUGCAUUUACAUUCCAGACUCCCCAGCUCGUAUUCAAAAGGCAAUUCGUCGUGCUGUGACAGACUCUCAGCAGGGACCUAUCACAUAUGACCCGGUUACACGCCAAGGUAUUGCCAAUUUGCUGGAAAUGGCGUCGGGUAUUUUGCAAACAACCCCGCAACAAGUUCUCAAAGAUAUUGCUCCCAAGGACCACAAGGAGCUCAAGGACGGUGUUGCGCAAAUCAUUGCGGAGGGGCUGGCACCUGUACGCACAGAGUACGAACGCCUUAUGAAGGAUUUAGAUUAUGUCGACGACGUGGCGCGUCGUGGGUCGCUGCGCGCGCGUGAAAUUGCAGCAAUUACAAUGGCAGAGGUCAAUCGCGCUGUCGGUCUUAACUAG
Magnusiomyces paraingens is the source of this 1146-nucleotide messenger RNA. RefSeq lists its product as uncharacterized. NCBI's taxonomy places the organism in Eukaryota, Fungi, Ascomycota, Dipodascomycetes, Dipodascales, Dipodascaceae. The coding region runs from base 1 to 1146 and encodes 381 amino acids. The transcript has a single exon. The record is from RefSeq and is a predicted model, not a curated record. Gene Ontology annotation, biological process: mitochondrial tryptophanyl-tRNA aminoacylation. Gene Ontology annotation, molecular function: ATP binding; tryptophan-tRNA ligase activity. Gene Ontology annotation, cellular component: mitochondrial matrix; mitochondrion.